UGAAGAAAAUAUUGGCGUGCCAAGGACAUUUUCUCUCGAAAAAUAAUAAAAUUCCAAUAAACAAUAGUCAAUUAAGUUUUCAAUUACAAUUUCAAAUCGAAGCCUUGAUAGGCUGAAAAACUAUUCCUCUGCUUGACAUCGUGGAAGCAGAAUGCAAAGGAUCUUAACAAGAUGCACAUAAGAUCAGGAAGUCAGCUUUUAAGAAUUUUUUGCGGAAAUUCAUCGAACAACAGAUUAUCGAAUCUAAAGCGAUGUGCGAGAAGUCUAGCAGGUCCGCAAAAUCGUGCGUUGUUGUCGGUAGUACGACUCUGGCAAUUUUUUGCGCUGAGCAUGUUCGUGCUGCAGGUCAUGAAGUGCGGUCAGUCCUGGCAACGGAUAAAGCUUUCCAAGCUUGGGCAGCCCAAGAAGAUGUUCAUCAGGUGGAUUCAAUUGCAGUACUCGAAGAAGAGCUCAAGGAAGGACCGGUUGAUUGGUUGUUUUCGGUUGUCAAUCCAAUAAUUUUAUCUCCAUCGAUCUUUGAACGCGUGCGCGAAGGAGCGUUCAACUACCAUGAUAGUCCUUUGCCUCGUUUCGCAGGUACUCAUGCGACUUCAUGGGCUCUUAUGACCCAAGAAACACGAUACGCGGUAUCUUGGCACACUAUCACAGCCGUCGUUGAUGCCGGACAAAUAGCCAUACAAAAACCAGUAAGCAUCGAAUUACAAGAUACAGCGCUGUCAUUGAACCUCAAGUGCUAUCAGGCUGCCCGAGAGGGCUUUCGUGAAUUAGUCAUUCAAUUAGAGCAAGGUAGCCUAUCCCCAUGGCCGCAGGAUAUUUCUGAACGGAGUUUCUAUCGCCGUACGCGGCGACCCGAAGCAGGUGCAUACCUCGAUUGGAAGCACUCGGCGGAAACAUUGUCAGCAAUUGUGCGUGGACUAGACUUCGGCGAGUUGUAUUCGAACCCACUGACGCGUCCGAAACUCACAUUGGGUACAAACACUGUUCAAAUAAAGCGGAUUCAAAUUCUCAAACAAAAAUCAUGUAUGACGCCGGGGACUUUGAUUAACGUCAGCCCAGAGGGAUGGUGUAUAACUACGAGCACGAACGACGUUUGGGUCAACGAGUUUUCAACUCUGGAAGGUAGACCAGUUGAUCCCGAAAUCCUUGCUCAGGAUUUUAAGCUCAAACCAGGAACUCAGCUAGCAAAGCUGACUGCAGAACAAGCUGAGAAUGUUAGGAAGACACUUGAAAGACUUGCCCCGUUCGAAAACUUUUGGCACGAUCGACUACAAAGGAUACGGCCAAUUCACUUACCAUACGAAUCAUUAGCGGAAAUUGAUACAUGCCAAUGGAUGACUGGAACCUGGCGUGAACCCCUUCACUCGUGUGCGAGUAACCCGCGAUCAUCGAUUCUCGGGGUAUUCGUAAUUUAUGUAGCGCGACUCAUAAGACAAUCUCAAUUUCAGCUCGGCUGGAGGCGCGUACCGGUACAAGGCCUGAUACAAAGUCCGCAAAUUGUAGCUGAGAUAGUGCCGAUGGAAUGCAAUAUUGAUUUGGGUAGUUCGUUCCCAGAAAUCAUUGACCGCAUCGAACAAGAAAUCAUACUCAUCAAUAAAAAAAAGAGUUACCCAAAGGAUUUAGUGUCCCGUUAUCCUGUACUCCGAGCGAUACCAGCGCUAAACAGUGCUAAACCUUGGCGAAUCGUCAUAUCAGCAAUAGAUUCAUCGACAUUUGAGGAAGAGAAAGAAGCAGAUGGUGCGCUUAUGACAUUGCAAGUCGAUUCGCAUGGACGAUUCAGAUGGAUUUACGAUAGUCAACGUCUCGACCUUGAUUGUAUCGACCGCAUAUCUAAUCACUUACGAGAGCUUGCAUGGGCGACAGUAGCUAAGAAUGAUACACCCGCAGCACAGCUUAACAUGUUGCCUCCAUACGAGCGGCAACUUUUGAUAGAAACUUGGAACGAUACUGAUUCGCCUUAUCCCAAAGACACUUGCGUCCACAAACUAUUUGAACAACAGGUGCUUAACGCUCCUCAUGCGAUUGCUGUCGUCCAUAAGAAUGAAGAAAUUAGCUAUUAUCAGUUGAAUAUACGAGCGAAUCAGCUUGCACACAAACUCAAGGACCUUGGGGUAACGCAUGGCGACUUCAUUGCUACACUAUUCGAGCGUUCUAUCGAGUUAGUCAUUGCCCAAUUGGCAAUCGCUAAAGCUGGGGCCAUAUAUGUACCGCUAGAUCCCGGAGCUCCAUCGAAUCGUCACCGUUGGAUGGUGAAGGACUGUUCAGCACAGCUUCUGAUUACAAACAUCGAGAAUGUAUCGUUUGAAAUACCAGUAUUACAGCUAAACCAAAUCGAUAUCGAAAUAAUGUCAUCGGGAAAUCUGCUUACGCAAGGCUCAAGCCUUGAUACUGCUUAUGUGAUGUAUACAUCCGGCACAACAGGAACUCCCAAAGGUGUUUUGGUGCCUCAUCAGGGAAUCGCGCGACUAACUCUGAACAACGGCUAUGCUGAGAUUAAGCAGAACGAUCGAAUAGCCUUUGCGGCUAAUCCGGCAUUCGAUGCAAGCACAUUCGAGGUCUGGGGAUCGUUGCUUAAUGGCGCAACGUUGGUGAUCAUCGAUCGGAGAAGCGUUUUGGAUUCACAGUUAUUCUGUUUCACCUUACUAGCGGAGCGAAUCAAUGUUCUUUGGCUUACAGUUUGCCUUCUCAAUCAGUCUAUCGAUGCACUAACUACUGUAUUCCCACAAUUGGAUAUAUUGAUUGUAGGUGGUGAUACGAUGUAUUUUCAUGGGAUUGAUGCAAUGCUCACUCAUCAGUCUCCAAAAAAGGUCCUUAAUGCAUACGGAGUAACCGAAACAACUACUUUUGCAACGACCUACCGUAUCGGAGGAAUGGUCGAUGAAAAAGGUUCCGUUCCGGUAGGCCGCCCAAUCUCGAAUGUGCGAAUAUAUUUGUUGGAUACAUAUGGGCAAUUAGUACCGAAAGGGGCCGUUGGAGAAAUAUACAUCGGUGGUGACGGACUUUCAUGCGGCUACCUGAAUCUCCCGGACCUCACUGCUGAUCGUUUCCUCCCAGAUCCUUACUCAAAUAAACCCAAAGCUCGAAUGUAUAAAACGGGUGAUUGGGCCCGAUAUUUGCCUGACGGAAAUCUCAUGAUACUCGGUCGUAAUGACAAACAGGUCAAAAUACGUGGUUUUCGUAUCGAGCUGGGUGAAAUCGAAGUUGUAUUAAUGGAGCAUCCAAGUGUACAACAAACAGUGGUCAUCGCGUUUGGAGAUACUGAAAAGCAAUUGGUCGCUUACGUAGUGGUCACGCACGAAGUUUCCGCAAAAGAACUCCAUGAAUUCCUCACUGCAAAACUACCGGAUUACAUGAUUCCAAGCGCAUUUGUACGACUCGACAAAUUCCCAUUGACAAUCACUGGCAAGCUCGAUAACCGAGCUCUGCCCACACCAGAUGAUAGGGCAUUUGCUCAUUCAUUUUACGAGGCCCCGGAAGGUGCAAUAGAGACAGCCCUGGCCGAUAUGUGGUGUGAUCUCCUCGGUGUUGCACGAGUAAGUCGUCAUGAUUCCUUUUUCUUUCUUGGCGGCCAUUCUUUGCUGGCAGUGCGUCUUAACAUGCGAAUUGCUCGUCUCGGAAUUGAAAUGCCACUGGAUAUCUUGUUCGCUAACCCGACUUUGAUUAGAAUGGCUGAAGCGAUUCAGAGUCGGCAGAAUGUAGGCUCUGCGCUGCGCCCGUCUAUUACUGUUAUACCCCGAACUAAGGCCUUACCUUUGUCGUUCGCUCAACAACGUCUAUGGUUUCUCACUCGGCUUGAAGGUGUAAGUGAAGCUUAUCAUGUUCCACUUUUGUUGCGCCUCGAAGGAGCGCUCGAUAUGUGCGCACUCCAGCAGGCGCUAAAUACCAUCUGGGAUCGUCACGAAGCAUUGCGGUCUGUAUUUGUGAGUGUUGACGGGCAACCGAGGGUUCAUAUACUUGACUCCGGACAGGGUAUUGCAUUAAGCGUGGUAGAGCUAAAGGAUCAAACCCAACUUGUUGAAGUUUGUAAUGAAGCAAUACGAUCUCCAUUCAAUCUGACUAACGGACCGCUCAUUCGCGCGUUACUCAUACGGUUACCUGACGAGUCCCAUGUACUUUCACUGACCCAACAUCAUAUCGUUUCUGACGGUUGGUCAUUUGACGUACUUUUACAUGAACUUCAGGUACUAUAUCGAGCUUAUGAAAAUGACUUAUUGAAUCCUUUGCUUCCGCUUACGGUCCAAUAUCCGGAUUAUGCCUUUUGGCAACGUCAAUGGUUGACGGGUGAGCGGCUGCAACAGCAAAGUGAUUACUGGAAAAGUGCUCUGGAGGAUGCUCCGGUUCGAUUGAAUCUUCCCACUGACCGACUCCGUCCGGAUCAGCAGUCGUUCGCUGGAGAUGUUGUACCUAUUGAGUUGGAUGACGAACUAACAGUGAGACUCAGAGACAUGAAUCAGCUUUAUGGUACGACAAUGUUUAUGACGCUAUUAAGCGCAUGGGCAGCAGUACUUUCACGGCUAUCGGCUCAAGAUCAAAUUGUUAUCGGAGCUCCUAGUGCUAAUCGGGGGCAGCAUGAAAUUGAGCGUUUAAUAGGAUUCUUUGUGAACACAUUGGCUAUGCGAAUUGAUUUGCGCGGAGAGCCAAGUGUAGCAGAAUUACUCUCGCGGGUACAGACGACUGUGGUUGAUGCUCAGGCUAACCAAGAUUUGCCUUUCGAACAAGUAGUAGAAAUCGUUCAACCACCUAGACGAUUGGAUUGCACACCGAUAUUCCAAGUUAUAUUUGCAUGGCAAAAUCACAUUCCGGUAAAAGCACGAUGGUCAAAUCUUAAUGUUGAAAUCAUAAACUCUCCUUAUGUGGUCGCUAAAUUCGAUCUAGAAUUAAAUCUAACGGAAAUCGACAACAAAAUUGUAGGUGGUCUGGUGUAUUCGACGGCAUUGUUCGAUAAAGAUAGCGUUGAGCGUCAAGCGAACUAUUUGAAAACAUUCCUGAAGACAAUGGUGUUGGACGCAUUAAAUCCGAUCAACAAGAUCGAUAUUCUUGACUUUUCUGAGCGAGAACUAUUGUUGCAGACGUGGAACGAUACACGAACAAGUUAUCCAGACCAAUUACGUGUAAAUCGAAUUUUUGAACAGCAAGCUUUGCAAACACCAGACGCGACAGCUAUAAUUUUCGAUCAACGAGAGAUCAGUUAUGCAGACUUAAACAUUUACGCGGAUUCACUGGCCCACCACCUCCUGAAGCACGGCGUUAUGCCGCACGAUCACGUUGUUAUAUUAUUCGAUCGAUCGGAAGAGUUGAUCAUAGCCCAGUUGGCGAUUCUCAAGGCCAAUGCUAUCUAUGUACCGCUCGAUCCUCAUGCUCCCUCCGAACGUCACACAUGGAUAAUUAAUGACUGUUCAGCGCGUUUAUUAAUAACGAAUAUGAAUGAUACCACCUUGGAUAUAGCAACGAUCGAUUUAAACAAAACAGAAUUGAAAGCAAUGACACCGUUGAAUUCUCUCACGGCAGGAUCCAGCCUCGAUGUGGCCUAUGUCAUGUACACUUCUGGUUCAACUGGGACCCCGAAAGGUGUCUUGGUCACGCAUAAAGGCAUAUCCCGACUUAUUAUAAACAACGGCUAUGCGAAAAUUGAAAACGGAGAUAGAAUUGGCUGCGUCGCUAACACCGCAUUCGAUGCAAGUACGUUCGAGAUUUGGGGAGCACUUCUUUCAGGUGCAACUCUCGUUAUCCUUGACCGCGAAACCGUUCUCAAUGUGGAUAAAUUUUGCUAUGCAAUAAAAUCGAAACGCGUCAACAUUCUUUUACUUACUCCAAGUCUUUUCAACCAGAUUACGAGCUCGCAUCCAGAUGCGUUCUCAAAUCUAGAUACCCUUCUUGUUGGUGCUGAUGUUUUGGAUGCACAUUUGGUCAAUGCUGUUUUAUCUACCGCACCUCCUAAAAACCUGAUCAAUGCAUACGGACCAACAGAAUCAACAACGAUAGCAACGACUUUUCAAAUAAAAAGUGUUAUUGAUGAACGGGGUUCUGUUCCAAUCGGUCGGCCUAUUUCCAACACACGAAUUUAUUUAUUGGAUGAUCAUGGGCAGCCCGUGCCAUUAGGAUCCGUUGGUGAAAUCUAUAUCGGUGGUGAUGGCAUUGCUCGUGGCUAUCUCAAUCUUGAGGAGCUCACUGAAAAACGUUUCCUUUCAGAUCCAUUUGUAAACAAACCGAAUUGUCGGAUGUAUAAAACUGGCGACUUGGCUCGUUAUCAGUGCGAUGGAAAUUUAAUGUUUCUCGGUCGCAAUGAUCACCAAGUGAAAAUUCGCGGUUUUCGUCUUGAGCUGGGCGAGAUCGAGGCGAGAUUGAACGCACAUUCAACCGUUCAUGAAGCAGUUGUAAUCGCCAACGAUGACCCAGAAAAGUCUUUGUUCGCGUAUGUCAUUGCCGAUGAAGUUAACCCUGGCGCGCUGCGAGAAUAUUUAAAAAUAUUUCUACCCGAUUAUAUGGUGCCAACAGCGUUUGUACGACUUGAUAAAAUGCCGCUAACGUCCAAUGGCAAAAUCGAUCGAAGAGCUCUACCUACUCCUGGUCCUGAUGCAUAUGUUCAUGCCUCCUACGAAGCACCGAUUGGGGCAUUAGAAAGUUCUAUUGUUGAGAUUUGGAGUGAACUUCUUGGCAUUGAAAGGAUCAGUCGCCAUGACUCAUUUUUUGCUCUCGGUGGCCAUUCUUUACUCGCCGUACAACUCUGCAGUCGUAUUGCAUCUCGACUGAGCACCGAUUUAUCUUUAGCCACACUUUUCACAACCCCCACUUUGUCAGCUCUAGCCGCAGUGAUUGAAUCACGGCGAAACUCUUCUGUGGAUCCUAUCAUCAGACCGAUACAGCGUGUAGAUGAUAUACCGCUGUCGUUCGCUCAGCAACGACUAUGGUUUCUCGCUCAACAUGCUGGAGCUAGCCAUGCCUAUCAUAUCCCUCUAGUAUUCUGUUUAGAAGGAACACUAGAUGAAGGUGCUUUGCAGCAAGCAUUAAACGCCCUUUGGGCUCGUCAUGAAGCACUGCGCUCAGUUUUUGUCAGCGUGGGCGGUCAACCCAAGAUUCACUUGCUUAAUCCGCAACAGGGCAUUCCACUACAGACAGCGAAUUGCAAAGGUGCUACGCAAUUCGAAACUCUAUGCAUACAGGAAGCUCAAUAUGAAUUUGAUUUGGAAAGUGGACCUCUUAUCAGGGCGAAGCUCAUCCGGCUUAGCGAUGACGUCCAUAAACUUUUGAUCACUCAGCAUCAUAUCGUUUCUGAUGGUUGGUCCAUAGGGGUGCUCACGGAAGAACUCAAGUGCUUGUACAAGUCUUACCGAUAUCAUCAGACUAAUUCGCUGUCCCCACUCACGAUUCAGUAUCCUGACUAUGCUGCCUGGCAACGUGAAUGGCUGAACGAUGAACGACUGCGAAGGCAGCGUAACUACUGGCGAACCGCAUUGGCGGAUGCUCCCGUAUGGUUGAAUCUGCCGACUGACGAAUCUCGGCCAACUGUACAAUCAUUUGCCGGAGAUUAUGUGCCAAUCGAACUAGACUUUGAUUUGACAUUACAUCUAAAGCGCUUAAGUCAACAAAACGAUGUAACUCUAUUCAUGACACUGCUAAGUGCAUGGGCUGCCGUGCUCUCUCGAUUGUCCGGACAAGAUGACAUUAUUAUAGGAGUGCCUAACGCGAAUCGAGGACAUCUUCAAGUUGAGUCUUUGAUCGGAUUUUUCGUAAAUAUGCAGGCUAUCCGUGUGGAUCUUCGCGAUCAGCCAAGUAUCAAGGAACUGCUAAUGAGGGUGAAGACUGCGACUGUCCAGGCAUUUGAUCAUCAAGAUUUACCAUUCGAGGAAGUCGUAGAGAUUGUAAAGCCCCCCCGACGGUUGGACUCUACUCCAAUUUUUCAGGUAUUGUUUGCAUGGCAAAAUGAAGAAAAACGUACGUGGACAUGGCCGGACCUCGAUGUUACUUUGGAAAAAUCUACUUAUGACGUCGUGAAGUUUGAUCUUGAGCUGAGUCUAACGGAAACAAACGAUCGAAUCGUAGGCACACUGGCUUUUUCUACUGCGUUAUUUAACAAAAAGACUAUAGAACGACAAGCCAAGUAUUUCCGCACGAUGCUGAAAGUAUUCUCAACAAACGUGAAUGAGAAUAGUCCUGUAGCUAUGAUAGAGAUUCUUGAUUCUAUUGAACGUAAACUCUUAAUAAUGGAUUGGAACAAUACCGAGAUGAUGUAUUGCAAGGAUCAUUGCAUACACCAGCUUUUCGAACGACAGGUCGAACGCACCCCAAACGCUACGGCCAUUUUCUUCGAAGGUGAAACAUUAAGUUAUUCUCAGUUGAAUUCACGAGCUAACAAACUAGCUCAUCGGCUACUCGAACAUCAAGUGAAGCCAGAGUCGCGAAUAGCUAUUUGCCUGGAACGUUCUCCGACGUUAAUCGUUGGUUUUUUAGCCAUUUUGAAAGCGGGUGCGACCUACGUACCUCUUGAUCCCACUUAUAAGAGCAAACGCUUAACUGAUAUGCUCAUUGAUGCUGAUCCAAUAAUUGUAUUGGCAGAUGAUACAGGACGUUCCGUCUUGGGCGAAUCAGUCCUCUCACGAAUCGUCAUUGACCCAAACGGAACGUUCACCCAUUACAGUGAAGCUAACCCAACCGUCCCUGGACUUACCUCCCGUCAUCUCGCAUAUAUCAUUUAUACUUCUGGUUCUACUGGGGUACCCAAAGGAGUUAUGGUUGAACAUUGGAGCCUAGUGAAUUUGGCGGAAGAUCUAGUCGUACGUUUCAAGUCUUGCUCUUCUAGCCGACUACUGCUGUUUGCAUCUUGCGGCUUCGAUGCUCAUUUAUUCGAAAUCGUGAUGGCUUGCAACAGCGGUGCAAGUAUAUAUUUAUUGCCAGACAUCAUACGCUGGGAUGAAGCACGACUAUUGACAUACGUACAAGAGAACGCUAUCACUCACGCAGCUCUACCACCAUCCGUUAUUCUUGCCUGGAAAGAUAAAUUGCAAAAUGAUACCUCCAAGACGGUUAUUUUAGAGGGUGAAAUGCUUUCAACCUUAUCAUUUCUGAAGCUCCUUGAUGUAAGAAACAUUUACAAUGGUUACGGUCUCACCGAAAUCACUGUCUGUUCCAUACUAUGGCAGUGCCAUUCACGUUACACCGGGCAAAUAGCUCCGAUUGGCCGCCCGAUAUCGAAUACAAAAAUAUAUAUUCUAGAUUCGUAUCGUCAACUCGUACCAGUUGGAGCGGUAGGAGAACUUUAUAUUGGCGGUGAUGGCGUUGCCCGUGGGUAUCUAAAUCGCCCUGAUCUGACUGCCGAGCUGUUUUUUCAAGAUCCGUUCAGUUGUGACCCGAACGCUCGGAUGUACAAAACUGGGGAUUUAGCCUAUUAUCUUCCCGAUGGAAACUUAAUGUGCCUUGGUCGGAAGGAUCAUCAGAUUAAAAUACGCGGUGUUCGAAUCGAACUCGGUGAGAUUGAGACGAAACUCGUGGAACAUCCGGCUGUACGUGAAGCAUUAGUGAUCUCAAUCGACGAACCAAGCAAACGACUCGCAGCUUACGUCACUGCUGAUGAGAUAACGCCGAUUGCAUUGCGGGAAUAUUUGAGCAUUCAUUUGCCCGAUUUUAUGAUUCCCACUUAUUUCAUCAAACUUUCAGUUUUCCCUGUAACAUCGUCGGGUAAACUCGAUCGACACGCUCUGCCCUUGCCUGAUGAUCAUGCACUUCCCCAUGUCGUCUACGAAGAACCCAUUGGAAGGUUUGAAAUUAUUUUGGCAAAUAUCUGGCGGGAAGUACUCGGCGUACAAACAAUCAGCAGAUAUGAUUCCUUCUUUGCCCUUGGUGGCUAUUCUCUACUUGCGGUUAAAGCUAUCGCACGACUCCGCGCUCAAGGUUUGAGCUUUACCGUGCGUGAUUUGUUUCAAACUCCGGUUUUGGCUACACUUGCUGCUUCCCUCAAACAACAGACGAAUCAUUCAAUACCGCCGAAUGUAAUAACGGAAAAGACCGAAACCGUGACACCUGAAAUACUUCCGUUAAUCGACGUCACCCAAGAUGAUAUUAACCGUAUCAUCUCAUACAUACCUGGUGGCAUUGCCAAUCUUCAGGAUAUAUAUGCUCUAUCGCCACUUCAAGAUGGCAUUCUUUUCCAUCACCUGCUGACCACCGACUGCGAUCCAUAUCUCGCUUCCACUCAAAUAGUUUUCAAGGAGCGUGUUACACUUGAUCGCUACCUGAGUGCGGCCCAGCAGGUCGUAAACCGACAUGACAUUCUACGUACAGCGUUUAUUUGGCAAGGGUUAUCAGUUCCAGCUCAAGUCGUUUGGCGUGACGCUCCUCUCACGAUUACAGAGCUGGUGCUUGAUCGAAACGAUGGAUCGAUUUCUGAACAACUCAAUCGCCGCUUUAUCCCAGGCCAAUAUAAGAUGGAUUUGGCUCAACCACCUUUAAUCCGAGCCUUCAUUACAUAUGAUGAAAUUGAAAAUCGUUGGAUUCUGCUAUUCGUAUUUCAUCACUUGAUAGGUGAUCACAUGACAUUGGAUAUUAUGCGAGGCGAAAUACAAACAUUUCUCGAUGGUCUCGGUAAUACUCUUCCACCGGCCGAACCCUUCCGAAAUCUUAUUGCACAAACUCGUUCAAGUAAUAACGAUGUAAUUCACGAAAAAUUUUUCAAGCAAAUGCUAGCCUCGGUUACAGAGCCAACACUUCCAUAUGGUCUUACCGAUUUACAACAAAAUGGUUUACAAAUUACUGCCUCACAUCGAAUGUUACCAACCGAACUAGAGCACAAGUUGCGCACUCAGGCCAAAUACUUGAACGUAAGCCUGGCGAGCCUGUGUCAUGUGGCUUACGGACAAGUUUUGUCACGAAUCAGCGGCCGAUCCCCAGUUGUAUUUAAUACUGUACUAUCUGGGCGUAUGCAGGCAAACACGAGGUUCGAUCGGGCAAUGGGACUAUUCAUCAACACUUUGCCAAUUCGAGUAGAUUUGGAUGAAACCGACGUGACGCAAACUAUCCAAUCUACACAUCUCAGAUUAGCUGAAUUGUUAGAACAUGAGCACGCAUCAUUAGUGUUAGCGCAGCGGUGCAGUGGAGUCGUCGCUGGCACGCCGUUAACAAAUGCACUACUGAACUAUCGUCAUCAUAUACUUAACACGAAAGUUGAUUCCGGAGACGCUGCAUUCAUUGAUGCUCAGGAACGCUCUAACUACCCGCUUACAUUAUCAGUUGAGGAUUUCGGUACAGCACUCGGAGUAACAGCUCAAGUUCAACUUCCAGUUCAGCCCGAACGCAUCUGUGGGUACAUGGAGCAAGUACUCAUUAGUCUGGCCGAGGCUCUCGAAUUCACGCCCAAUCUCGCAAUUCAAAAGCUUGAAAUUAUUCCUCAGGAUGAGCGUGACCUUCUUCUGGAAACUUGGAACGAAACUCAAACGCCUUAUGCGGAUCAGCACUGCAUUCAUCAACUGUUCGAGGAGCAGGUUAAACACACACCUACGGGAUCAGCCAUUAUUUUCGGAAGUCAUCAACUUUCUUAUGCGGAAGUGAACCUUCGAGCGAAUCAACUCGCAUAUCAGCUGGUAAAGUAUGGUAUAAAACGGAAUUCCCUCGUAGCGAUAUGCGUUGACCGUUCGCCGGCGAUGAUCGUAGGUCUCUUAUCGAUCUUGAAAGCAGGCGCUGCGUGUGUUCCACUAGAACCAAACGACCCAGGUGAACGACUCGUACAGAUUCUUGCCGAUGCACAACCUACAAUUGUAUUAACAGACACAGUUGGACGGAAAAUAUUGGCUCAUGCGUUGGACGCGCGAACCGUACUUAAUCCCAAUGAUGAUUUCGAAGAGCCCGAGGUCAAUUUAACCGUAUCCGGUUUGACCUCACGACAUCUGGCGUAUGUAAUGUUCACUUCCGGUUCCACAGGGUUGCCCAAAGGCGUUGAGAUCGAACAUCAAGGACUCACUAAUCGUAUCCAAUGGAUGCAACGCGCUUUCCCUUUGACAUUACAAGAUCGCGUCCUCCAAAAAACUCCUAUCACCUUCGACGUUGCGUUCGCCGAAAUUUUUUGGACACUCAAUAGCGGUGCAACCAUGAUCAUUGCUGCACCCGGAGUCCAUCGAGAUUUGGCUGCCCUGGCCCAAAUCAUAGCAGACGAACGAGUAACUGCUCUACACUUUGUGCCGUCAAUGUUGAAUGCAAUGCUCAAAGAAAGAUCUUUGGAUGUCUGUAAGGAUUUGAGACUCAUAUGUUGCAGUGGUGAAGAACUUGCUCCCGUUACGAUUAAACAUUGCCAAGAUCAACUUCCUCACGUUCGAGUGGUCAAUCUUUACGGUCCAACCGAAGCUACCAUCGAUGUAAUACAUUGGAGUUGUCCGCCACAUUUUAUCGACAACUACGUACCAAUUGGUCGACCGAUAUCAAACACCAAAAUAUAUUUGUUGGAUCAACACGAGCAACUUGUACCAUUGGGAGCUAUGGGCGAAAUUUGUAUAGCGGGUGUCGGAGUGGCUCGUGGUUACCUGAAACGUGCUGAACUUUCUGCGGAAAAAUUCUGCCUCGAUCCGUUCGCCCAAGAUCCAAGCACCCGGAUGUAUAAAACUGGUGAUCUGGCUCGUUACCUACCGGAUGGAAACUUGGUAUUCUGUGGACGUACUGACCGCCAAAUAAAAAUUCGUGGCAUUCGCAUUGAACCUGGAGAAAUCGAGGCCAAACUCGUAAUGUAUGCUCCAAUACGCGAAGCGGUAGUAGUUGCACAAAAAGAUCCAGAACAGCGUUUAAUCGCGUAUGUAGUUGCCGAUGAGAUCAUCAACCCUACUGAGUUAUACGAGUACUUGGGACAUCAUCUACCCCAUUACAUGAUUCCAAAUGUUAUCAAGAAAAUUGACGCUUUACCUCUUAUGCCGAAUGGCAAGCUAGAUUAUCGCGCUUUACCUGCUCCAGAUACUGAUGUAUCCGAUCAUACUGCUUUUGAGGCGCCUGUCGACCCCAUCGAAACAAUGCUGGCUGAAGUUUGGCGCGAAACGUUGAAUGUCGAACAAAUCAGCCGGUACGACUCAUUCUUUGCUCUCGGUGGGCAUUCCUUGCUUGCUGUUCAAAUAAUUCAGCGACUACGAAAACGCGGCUGGAAUUUGGAAAUUCGCGAUAUCUUCCGAACUCCUAUCCUAGCUACAUUAGCCAGGACUCUCACACGAUCCGAUAGAGCUUUAAUACCGUCAUGUCGAAUAGAACCCGAAGCCGCUUCUAUAACUCCGGACCUACUGCCAUUAAUAAAUCUUACGCAGAGUGAUAUCAAUAAAAUAAUUGCACUCGUACCUGAUGGAAUCGCUAACAUUCAAGAUAUCUAUUCAUUAUCUCCGCUGCAAGAAGGCAUUCUUUUCCAUCAUUUACUAUCCACUAAUGGCGAUCUGUAUUUAAUAUCCAGCCAGAUGGCUUUCUCCGAGCGUGUCACAUUGAAUCGUUACGUAGAUGCUUUUCAACAAGUUGUCAACCGCAAUGACAUUCUCCGCACAGCCUUCGUGUGGGAAGGAAUAUCUACUCCAGCUCAAGUAGUUUUUCGAUACGUGACACUAUCGGUUACUGAAUUAACGCUCGAUGCGAAAAACGGACCAAUUGCUGAACAAUUGAGGCAACGAUUCGAUCCUCGUCAAUAUCGGAUAAACUUGAACCACGCACCACUCAUCAAAUUCGUAAUCACUGAAGACAAAAGUAAGAACCGUUGGAUUUUACUGAUUAUUUUCCAUCACUUGAUCGGAGAUCAUACCACAUUCGAUCUGAUGCAUGAAGAGAUACAAGCUUUUCUCGAACAUCGAGAAGAUACACUACCUCCGGUCGAGCCAUUUCGAAAUUUCAUUGCGCAAACUCGGUUAGGAAGUAACUGCGAGUUUCACAAACUUUAUUUCCACCGGUUGUUGGCUGAUAUUACGGAACCGACUUUACCGUUUGGAUUAGCAAAUGUUCGAAAUGGCGGACACAUUGCAGAAGCUCAUCGGAUGCUGUCAACAGAAUUGAAUCAACAACUCCGUGCACAGGCGGCCCGUUUGAAUGUAAGCCUAGCGUGUUUAUGUUACGUAGCGUGGGCACAAGUCCUUUCACGCACUAGCGGUCAAACGCGAGUAGUGUUUGUGACGGUACUAUUCGGGCGUUUGGGGACUGGUAAGGGUUCAGAACGUUCAAUGGGUUUGUUCAUCAAUACCCUACCAUUCCGAGUCGACUUGGAAAAAGACAAUGUUGUAGAAAUUGUACGAAAUACGCAUCUCCGGAUGGCUGAACUGCUAGAACAUGAGCAUGCUUCGUUAGCUCUCGCGCAACAAUGUAGCGGAGUGCCAACCGGGAUACCACUAACGAGUGCGCUGUUUAACUACCGUCAUAAUACUGAAAGGAAAAACAUACUUGGCGUAGAUAUCGAGGUUCUCGAUGCUCAAGAGAGUACCAAUUAUCCUUUCACAGUGUCCAUGGAAGAUUUUUCAACGUCGCUCGGAGUGACCGCACAAGUCCAACUACCACUUGAGCCUGAACGUAUCUGUGGAUAUAUGGAACAAGCACUCAUCAGUCUUGCCGAAGCUCUCCAACACACACCGAAUUUAGCAAUUCGGAAGUUGGAAAUUAUGCCACAGAGUGAGCGUGAACUUUUGCUUCGUACGUGGAACGCUACGGAAACCUCAUAUUCGGAAGGAGCGUGUAUACAUCAUUUGUUUGAGCAACAAGUGGAUCGCAUGCCAAAUGCUACAGCUAUCGUUUGUGGUGACGUUGUAUUCAGUUACGAACAGUUGAACAUGAGAGCUAACAAAUUGUGUAAGCGAUUAAUUGAACUUGAUGUGAAACUGAGCGGACGAGUAGCAAUAUGCAUGGAGCGAUCACCGGCCAUGAUUGUAAGUAUUUUAGCCGUCUUGAAAGCGGGUGCGUCUUACGUACCACUCGAUUUGAGUUAUCCGUAUGAGCGGCUUGCGAAUAUUUUAAACGAUGCCGAUCCAAUCAUCAUUCUGGCCGAUGGUGUUGGGCGCAAGACAAUGGCAGAUGCUGUGCGUGGACGUUCUGUUCUCGAUCCCAAUCCAAAAUUCUCUAAACCAGAAAGCAAUCCAGUAAUUCCUGAUUUGACUUCACGCCAUCUAGCCUAUAUUAUCUACACUUCUGGUUCGACCGGUAGGCCAAAAGGAGUAAUGAUAGAGCAUCGAUCGAUUGUUAACUAUUCUUUAUAUGCUAUCCAACGUUACGAAAGCUCUCAGGGUGAAGGGUCUAUAAUGGCAUCAUCCGUUGCUUUUGACUUGACUCUCACUGCUAUUUUUCCCACUUUGUUAAGUGGUCGAAUAUUGCAUCUGCCCCUGAGUGAUACAGAUCCUACUGCUUGGUAUCAAACUAUUCUCAAUUCUAACAAAUUAGCUCCAGUGAAGGUUACUCCUUCUCAUCUUGCGCUGUUGCAAGAAGUGUCGAGUAUUGAAAAUACAGGACAGCAUAUCCACACAUUGGUAUUAGGGGGUGAAGUUCCAAAUAACACAGUGCUCGAACGCUGGCUUGAGUAUUCUCCAAAAACACGUAUUUUUAACGAGUACGGACCUACGGAAACCACUGUCGGCUGUGUGGUCCACGAAAUCGAACAUCCAAUCACGAAAAAUAGUUCGAUACCCAUAGGCCGUCCAAUAGCAAAUACAAAAAUCUAUUUGAUUGAUCAAUACGAUCAGCUGGUACCUUUGGGAGCGGAUGGUGAGAUUUGUAUUGGAGGUCACGGAGUAGCUCGUGGAUACAUAAAUCUUCCUGAUCUUUCCGCCGAGCGGUUCGUCCCCGAUCCAUUCGUCGAUGACCGUGAUGCUCGAAUGUACAAAACAGGUGAUUUGGCACGUUAUCUAUCGGACGGGAAUCUUGUAUUCCUCGGUCGAAACGAUAAACAGAUAAAAAUACGCGGCUUCCGCACAGAACCUGGCGAAAUUGAAUCAAGAUUAGCUGAAUAUCCAUCUGUCCAUGAAUCUGUAGUGUUAGCAGUCGGAGAUCCUGACGCAUCCUUAGUGGCUUAUAUUAUCGCUGAUGAAAUCGAACCUGACAAAUUAAGACAACACUUGCGUAAUUACCUACCUGAAUAUAUGGUUCCCAUUGACUUUAUAAAAAUCGACUCUUUCCCACUCACACCAAACGGCAAACUAGACCACCAAGCAUUGUCGAUGCUAGUUGAUACUGCGUGCCGAAAUUACCCUUUUCAAGCGCCCGUUGGACCCGUCGAAGUCGCUAUGGCCGAAAUUUGGUGUGAAGUACUCGGUGUUGAAAAAGUCAGUCGUCGCGACUCAUUUUUCGCUCUAGGCGGUCACUCGAUACUUGCCAUCAAAAUGAUUCAACGUGCGUUGAGUUGCAGUUUACCCUGUUCCCUCAAUGAACUUUUUGAACAUCCGAUAUUAGCUGAUUUCGCUUGUCGGAUAACAUCAUCGUCCAUAGGCGAUGAACGUCCGCGAGCUAUUCCAGUCCGUUCUACGGGAUCGCAACUGCCUCUAUUUUUCGUGCCCACCGUAUUAGGAGAUCAUUCUUACGCUUUUUCGCUCGCUCGUCAUAUUCACACAAAGUAUCCAGUCUAUGCAUUACCUUGGCCAUGCAAUGGUGAAGCGCUCUCAUGCUCUAUUCAAGUGCUGACCGAAAAAAUGAUAACUCUUAUGAAAAGUGUACAACCGAAAGGCCCUUAUCGUAUAGCUGGCUAUUCUGCGGGCGGAGUGCUGGCUUAUGCAAUUGCAGAAUUCUUGCUGGGUAUCGAUGAAACCGUGGAGUUUGUUGGAUUGAUCGACGUAGCCCCUCCCCAUUCAUUACGAAAUCUAUCGACCACUCACCUCUUUUAUGAUUAUCUCGCUAUGCACACAGAUCAGCCAAUUUCUAACGAAAUUCUUGACCUUUGUAAAAAAUCGAACGCGGACGAUUUCUAUAAUUUGAUUUGCACCCCUGAAAAAUUGCACCUAUUAGGCAUAAAUCUUCCCCAUGAUUUUGUUAUGUCAGCGUGGAAACGUCUCAACUCUUUCGCAGAAACUAUAAGUUCUUACGAGCCUCUUUUUUCCCCUUUAACUAUAUAUGAAUUUUAUUCAACCGAAGUAUAUCAUCCGCAAAGUGGGGUUGAUGCAAGUCACGACAUCAUAUCAAAAGACAGGGUAAUCGAUGAGUGGGCUGAGAUCGGCUCUGAUACCUCUAUUCAUUUCAUACCAGUCCCCGGAAACCACUGGACAAUAAUGACAGAAGUUCUGAAUCGAAAAGAGUUGGGCAAAGCGUUUAAUGAAGUUUUAGAAACAUUCUCCGACGGCUCUACUUGACUAUCGACUCCCUGAUUUCAAUCCCCAACUUCCGUGUAAUUGACCCAAUUAACAAAAGCGCACUAUGACGUUUCCAUAACAUAACAUAAUUCACGCGCAAAAUUUUAAAAUUAAAUGUAUUGAUGACAAAAACACGGUAGGCAUGUAGAAUUGAAAUCCGGGCGACGGUGAUACGUGGCCGGAGUCCCCCAAGAAGUCUCCUUUUUCCGAAGUCGCAGCUAUUCGAAGGUGCCGAUUAUAGUUUUCAAUGUAAUUACUAAUGAAAGUUAAGAUACAAGAUGACAGUUGUAGUAAGUCAAAAUGAAAUUAGAAUACGACGAAUAAAUGUAAAGAACUCUCCGUGGUGACACAUUCUAGGAAAAACGCACUGGUUACACGGGGUCGAAAUACCCCAGCAAUGUUUAAACGCUUGCCGCCUUGGCCAGUAUCGUUCCAAACGACAUGUAAAAGUUCAGGACAUUCCUUUGAACCUUUCCGAAUAAGAAUAUCAUGGGAAAACAUUUUUAUCCAAUUUUCAAACUGUCAAAACUCUGGCAAUGAUUUAAGCACAGUUUCCUCGGGCGCCAAUAAUUCAGAAAUUCUACAUUAAAGUUGCUCUUUGGGUCAUUUUGACCCCUGGUGACCACGGAGUGUUAAUAGAAAGAGAAUAAUCCAAUAUUGUAAUCGUAAAAAAAUAGCUUACAAUGAAGAGGAUUAAUCAUGAGUAUUUCAGGAAACGAAAAAAUAGUAUACCAAAUAAAUUAAUUUAUAUUCAAUUUUACCUCCUAAGAUCAAUUGACAAGCAUGCGGUUUGAAGUAGUCUAAUUUCACUCCCGUGGAGUACAUACUAUUUUUAAAUUAUUGCCGUAAUUUAAUAAACUUGCAAUUUUUACUGAAAACAUUGGCAUAAUUACUCUGACAGUUUUCGGAAAAAAAAAAAAAACAACAAUCUAGACAACUUUUUUCACUUCCAUUUAGCUCUCCACUUCCAUACUUGCGAUUCGAUUGACUGUAUCGAGUGAAAUUUUUUUUUUUUUCAUAAUAAAUUUAUUUAUAAUUGUCUCUUCAAAUAAGGCGUCACCAAAACCGUAGAUAAUUUUCAAUAAAAAAAAAAAACAGCUGUUAUUUUGCGUUGUUGAAUUCACAACAAGAUGUACCAAUACAGGCAACCAUCAACUAUGACGAAAGUUUAAAAAACAUCGUUUGUUAAUAGAUACACGAAAUAUACUUUCUUGAUUAAAAUAUAUUCAACGGAGUUGUAGAAAUAAAUUGUGAAAUUUUUUUUCCGUUUAGUAUUGUCAUACGACUGUUAUAAUUCGAUAUAUUAUUUAAAAAAUGUCUGAAAUGACAGAAUAAUUCGUCAAUCUUAUAUGCCAUACAAGAUAGAUUUCAAGGUCGUCAAUUAUAUCAUAUUUUUGUAAUGUUAUCUUCGAUGUAAUAAAACUUUAUUUUGUACGGGGAACUACGACAGCAAACUCUA
This is a messenger RNA of Venturia canescens, 18711 nucleotides long. Its product is annotated as gramicidin S synthase 2-like. The record is from RefSeq and is a predicted model, not a curated record. The transcript has 2 exons. Lineage: Eukaryota; Metazoa; Arthropoda; Insecta; Hymenoptera; Ichneumonidae. The coding region runs from base 252 to 17252 and encodes 5666 amino acids. Gene Ontology annotation, biological process: amino acid activation for nonribosomal peptide biosynthetic process; secondary metabolite biosynthetic process. Gene Ontology annotation, cellular component: cytoplasm; cytosol. Gene Ontology annotation, molecular function: catalytic activity; phosphopantetheine binding.